CGGCAAGGGCUACCGCUGGCGCCAGAGCAUGCUGAGCCACCAGCGCUUCGAGUGCGGCACGGAGCGCCGCUUCCUGUGCCCCUUCUGCCCGCACCGCGCCAAGCGCCGUCACCACCUCCAGAAGCACCUGGAUCCCUGUUUGACCCUAGGAUGCCGCCCCCAGCGAUGCUGCACCCGGGCAUGAUGCCCCAAGGGAUGCUGCCCCAGGGGAUGCUGCCCCAAGGCAUGCUGGCGCCGUCCGCGCCGAUGGGCGUGAGGCCGGCUGGCGAGGGCUGGUUCGUGCGCCGGGUCAGCCCCGUCAAGGAGGUGUUCGUGUGCAGCGACUGCGGCAACGAGUACCUGCACUACGCGUCGGUCCACAAGCACCGGCGGUUCGAGUGUGGCAAGGAGCCGCAGUUCCAGUGCUCGCUCUGUCCGCACCGCACCAAGCUCAAGAGCAACCUCACGAAGCACCUGAGGAACUCGCACAACUGGACUCCUUGAUGUAGCGUGAACGUGAACGCGCCGAAUGCCCCUGUCCAGCUCCAACUUGUCUCAGACGCAAUAAAUGGAAUUGGUGUAACUGUC
Thrips palmi is the source of this 567-nucleotide messenger RNA. RefSeq names its product zinc finger protein 771-like. The record is from RefSeq and is a predicted model, not a curated record. The transcript is spliced from 2 exons. NCBI's taxonomy places the organism in Eukaryota, Metazoa, Arthropoda, Insecta, Thysanoptera, Thripidae. Bases 151 to 483 code for a protein of 110 amino acids.